UUCAUUCUCUCUCUGUUCGCCCAACCUCCGCAGCGUCAAUACGUGUAUUUAGUGUAUUGUGUUUUGUAACUGUUUUCUUUCAUAUAUAAAUAAAUAACAAGUGAUUGUAAAAGUGACUUUUUGUUAAUAACGCCCUGCUGCAUUAGAACAUUCUUUUAUCAAUCAAAAUAGUGAACAUUUUGUGGUCCUUCGAGUCGUGAGGGUCAUUGUGCGCGUGAACAAGAUCGCCAUUUUGUGAAAAAUUGUGUCUAAUCUUUGUCUCAAGGAGGUCGUCACGUGACCAAGUGAUCCAUUCUUUCAACAUUCGUCAAUUCAUUCAGAUUGUGCUGCACUCUGGCGGGCGGCGGGCAGAAGCAACCUAUAUUUGUCAAUAUCGGUCUUAAAACACUCGAGUCCAGGCCAAAAAAUUGACACAAAAAAAAAGAAGCGACAGGCUUAUUUCAACGUCAUCAGGCUUCUUUCAUUUUUUCUAUUGUUUUACUACGUGCUAUUUUUUCGACAUGACGGAACAAGAUAAUCUUCAAGAAUUACAACAAUUAAAACAACAGAGAAGUUCAUUAAAAGGAAAACUCACACGCAUAUGUAAUUUCAUACAAAGUUAUAGUGCUACGAACAAUACACUUCAUGAGAUCAAGGCGCGUCAAGCCGAACUGGAGAAAAUUUUCAUUAGAUUCGACGAGUUGCAAUCUGCGAUCGAGUGCUGCGAAUGCGAUGAUCCAGAACGUCAAGAGAUUUACGAACAAGAACGACAAACUUUUGAAGACAAAUAUUACUUGGCGAAGUCGAAAAUGGACGCCUUACUAACUGGGCCUAUUAUUACCGCACGAUUGUCAACAGAUCAUCAACAGCUUAGUUCGACCUUGAAUCACGAUACCAUGUACAAGAAACCACGCGUUAAGUUACCUCAACUGGAAUUACCAAGGUUCGAUGGUGAUAUUCGGCAAUGGCCGGCAUUCAAGAAUAUCUUCAUGGCUUCCGUAGAUGACACCGACAUACCAGUGGUCAACAAAUUACAAUAUCUGAAGUCGUCACUCACGGGAGAAGCAGCGAUCCUUAUAUCCUCAUUGCUAGUGACGGAGGAAAAUUAUACCAAGGCCAUGGAAAUUCUAUCAAGAAGCCCUACCGAGCAAAUCAUGUGUGCUCAAAAUACAAAUGUCUAACAUGCCAUGGUAGACAUCACACCAGUAUACAUAUGGACAGAAAUCUACAGCAACAGCAGCCAUCAUCCAAAUCCAAGAUGCAUCCGGAAAGUGGAUAAACGCUCGAGCUCUCCUGGACGCAGGUAGCGAGGUCAACAUUGCUACCCACAGACUGGCAUCCAUGCUUCAGCUUGCAUGUAAAGGUGAUAUUUGUAAUAUUAGUGGCGUAGGUAACACCCAAAAACAAUCCCAAAUGAGUAUUCAUACUAGUAUUUCUUCACGUUAUACUAACUACAAGGCUGAUCUCACAUUCAUAGUGUUAGAUAAUAUAGCAGUGCCGCUACCACACAACUAUAUACCUACACAUACCUGGCACAUACCAACUAAACAAGCACACACACUUGCUGACCCUACUUUUUUCAUACCUAGCUCAAUUGACUUGCUUAUUGGAGCUGAGCUCUUCUACUCCAUACUACUGACAGGACGUAUAAAACUUGGUUCAUGCUUACCUUUCUUAAUUGAAACUACCCUAGGAUGGGUUGUAUCAGGUUCUUACAUUCCUGAUUCUAGUGAGCUUACUUCUGACUGCACUACACCUGUUAGCAUGCAUUUAUCAUCUACUCCCACAGAUGGCAUACUCCAAUCUUUCUGGGAACAGGAGGAAGUACUGUCUACACAAAAGUUAAUCUCUCCUGAAGACAAAUACUGUGAGGAGUUGUACACCUCAACCACUACACAGGAUGAUACUGGUAGAUAUACUGUGGAUUUGCCUUUACAGGCAGAGAAAGUGAAUGAAUUAGGUAAUUCAUUUAAUACUGCUUAUCACUGCCUACUUAAACUGGAAUCAAGGCUUACUAAGGACCCUGACCUCUAUACUCAAUAUAAGGCAUUUAUCAAUGAAUUUAUUGAGCUUGGCCAUGCGCACUACAUCCACAGCUUCUCUCCUACUGACUCACAUGCAUAUUAUGUACCUCACUUACCAGUACUUAAACCAGAUAGUGCAUCUACAAAGAUGCGUACUGUUUUCAAUGCAAGUGCUAAAUCUUCCAGUGGCUUAUCACUCAAUGAUGUGCUUUAUGAAGGUCCUAACAUUUAUAAUGACAUUUUUGAUAUCAUAUUAAGAUUCAGACUAUACAAAUAUGCUUUUUCUUGUGAUAUUGUUAAAAUGUUUAGAAAUAUCAGAAUUAAUCCACAACAUACACCUUUACAAAGAAUUUUAUGGCGAAAUUCAAAGUCUGAACAAUUACAAUGUCUAGAGUUAGAUACUGUCACCUACGGUGUCAAAAGUGCACCUUACCUUGCUUGUCGCACUAUGCUAGACUUAGCUGACAGACACACUGUCACUCACCCAUAUGCAUCAGACUGUAUAAAGUCUAGUUCAUACAUGGACGACUACUUAUGUGGCGCUCAAUCAAUAGAGCAAUGUAUCCAAUUAUGUACUGAGCUUACUGACUUAUUAGGGACAGCAGGUUUUCAGCUUCAUAAGUGGUCUACUAACCACCCUCACAUUUAUACACACAUAUUGAGCUUAAAUCCCUCAAGUCAAAAUAACACUCUACUAGAUGAAAACAACACUUACAGUUUUACUCUUCAUGAAUCGGUUAAAACUCUCGGCUUACAGUGGCUACCUACACAAGAUACACUUAAUAUUUGUAUACCUAACUUCACAGAGAAUACCCCCUGUACUAAAAGAAAUAUCUUAUCUCAAAUUGCCCAAAUAUUUGAUCCUCUGGGUUUGCUAGCCCCUACUACUAUUUUAGCUAAAACUCUCAUGCAGAACAUUUGGAAGAAUAACAUUGAUUGGGACUCUAUUAUACCUAAUGAUUUAUUAGAAACUUGGCUAAAGUUAAUGAGCCAACUUCAUGCUUUAAAGUCCAUUCACAUUCCCAGGUUUUAUUUUUCUGAUGUUCCUACACAAAUUAUUCUAAUAGGAUUCAGUGAUGCUUCCCAUAAAGCCUAUGGUGCUUGCUUAUACUUAAGGGCAACAUAUCCUAAUAAACAACCUACUUGCACUCUAGUAACUGCUAAGUCCAAAGUUGCUCCUAUCAAAAAACAACAGUCUAUCCCUAGAUUAGAACUGUGUGGAGCACUACUUUUAGCUAAAUUAUUGACUAAAUUCAAGGAAGCUACUAAUAAUAAAAUUACUAUACAUAAUUUGUAUUUAUUUACAGACUCAUCCAUCGUUCUAAGUUGGAUCAAAUCACCUUUCAAACACAAACAUGAUAUUUAUGUCACUCACCGUCUCAUGCAUAUUAUUGACACUACUAGCAGUGAGGACUGGUACUAUGUGAACACUAAACAGAAUCCAGCUGACUUAAUCACUCGAGGAGUCAUGCCUAAUGCACUACCAUCAUGCUCUCUAUGGUGGCAAGGCCCCCUGUGGCUAGAACAGGACAUAUCUUUAUGGCCUAUCUCUAUUCCAAUGGAUAGUGAUAUAACACAGAAUAAUGAUGAUAUAAUAUCUACUGCUCAAGUGUUUAAUAUUUGCUCUACAACAGGUAUUAAUUAUUCAUUUUUCUAUGAGCAUUUUAAAAGGUUUUCUAGCUAUACUAACUUGUCUAGAUCAAUGUCAUACUUAUUCAGAUUCAUACAUAAUUUGAAAAACAAGCAUAAUAAACUUACUUCUCAUUUAUCUGUUUCAGAGCUUAAACACUCACAGACUUUCAUUCUACAGGCCACACAACAUCAUUCAUUCCAUAAGGAAAUUCAAGAAUUAGAGACUUUACAACACAACACUAACAUACAUACCCAACCUCUGACAAACUCUCACAAAUUAUAUACUUUUACUUCUAGCCCUAUUAGAAAACUGAACCCUUUCUUAGAUAAUGACAACAUCUUAAGAGUUGGAGGUCGCAUACAGCACUCAGACAUACCAUACAAUCAGGCUCACCCUAUCAUACUCCCAAACAAAGACCACAUAACCACACUGAUCAUACGUCACUAUCACUACAAACUUCUUCACGCUGGCAUACAGAACACACUCUACAACAUAAGACUUACAUAUUGGCCUAUAGGUGGUAGACGUGAAGUAAAGAAAUGUAUACAUUCUUGUACUAGAUGUAUUAGGUAUCGUGGAUCAGUCUGUGGACAGCAAAUGUCUAACUUACCCGCACCUCGAGUCACGCUUACUCGUGCAUUUACCCACGUAGGGAUUGAUUUUAGUGGCGCCAUAGCCAUAAGGAGUUCUAUGACUAGAAACUGUAGAUAUUCUAAAGGUUACAUAUGUUUAUUUGUGUGUAUGGCUACUCGUGCAAUUCACUUGGAGUUGGUCACUGAUUUGUCCACUCAAGCCUUUAUAUGCUCCCUGAAAAGAUUUGUAUCUAGACGAGGUAUUCCUACUUGUUUGUAUACUGAUAAUGCAACCAAUUUUAAAGGCUCUAAAUCAGAAUUACAUGACUUAUAUAAGAUGUUUUUAAAUGACAAAUGUUACAGUGAAAUAACAGACUUCUGCGCCUCAAACUGCAUUGAAUUUAAAUUUACUAUUCCUUUAGCAAGCCAUAUGGGCGGUAUAUACGAGGCAGGCAUUAAAUCUGUUAAAUCAUUGCUUAAAAGAUACUUAUUUAGUACUAAACUGACUUAUGAGUUACUUUACACUGUGUUGGUACAGGUAGAAGGGAUUCUGAACUCUAGGCCCUUAUAUCCUAUAACUGAUUUGCCUAAUGACUUAACUUGCUUGACCCCUGCUCAUUUUAUCAUUGGCACAGCUCUAACUGACUUACCUGAACCUAAUCAGCUUGACAUUAAUGAAAAUAGAUUAAAUGUUUAUAAAAGAAUAAUACAAAUAAAACAAAGAUUUUGGAAACAAUUUUAUUCUUGCUACUUAUCAGAAUUGCAAACUAGAAAUAAAUGGUUUAAUGUUCAUAAAAACUUAAAUUGUGGAGACUUAGUUAUCAUUAAAGAUGAGGCUACUCCUCCUACUUUUUGGCCCUUGGGCAGACUCGUUUCUACGAAUAUUAAUAAGACUGAUGGUCUAAUUAGAUCAGUAGUUGUUCGUACUUCUAAAGGUAACUUUACUAGACCUAUACAUAAAUUAAUUUUAUUGCCAAGUAAGACUGAAUGAUACUUUGUAAUGUACCUAACUACUUUUGUCAUAUGUAUAAAUUACCUAAUUUAAGUACCUACUUGCUUGUAUUAAGCUAUUUAACUUAAGAUAAAUUACUUUAAAUUACUUACUUACCUUCGUAUUAUGCAUAAUGUUAAACUUUGAAUGAUAUCAUACCUACUCUAUUUAGCCUAUAACUUGUAUCCUAUCUAUAUAAUAAUAACAUAAAAAAAAUAUAUCUUACCUUGUUAAUCCUAUAAUUUUAUCUACUUUAAAUCUUGCUAUAAAUUUGUUUUGUAAAAUAUGCAAAAUACUUGCCAUUUAAAUAUUCAUACUUUAUUAAGUACAUACUCAAUCUAUUAAUUAUAUAGAGUAAAGUUUGACUAUAGUUUGCCUACUGUGUAACACUACCCCUAACUUAACUUACUAAAUUAAAAUUACUUACCUUACUUACCUUUACCAAAUAUACUUACUGUUACUAUGUUCUUACUGCCUUUGUUGCUAUUGAUGUAGAUAAUAAUUAUCUUGUGUACUUAAUACUUAAGGAUCUAUUCUUCUAAUUAAUGAUAUUAGGAUAUCUUAAUCUUGUGAUAAUAAUGGUCUACAUAUUAAGGUUGGUUCUAUUUGCUACUUAAAUAAAAAACAGGACUCCUAAAGUCAAACAUUUAUUUUUAUAUAAACUUUAUUUUAAGUUUUUCACCUUUUUAGGGGUGGCGAGAAAUGUUUAGUAUUCAUUCACAGGAUUCAUACUAAAUUCAUUCUUCCCUUCAUUCUCUCUCUGUUCGCCCAACCUCCGCAGCGUCAAUACGUGUAUUUAGUGUAUUGUGUUUUGUAACUGUUUUCUUUCAUAUAUAAAUAAAUAACAAGUGAUUGUAAAAGUGACUUUUUGUUAAUAACGCCCUGCUGCAUUAGAACAUUCUUUUAUCAAUCAAAAUAG
Pectinophora gossypiella (pink bollworm) is the source of this 6118-nucleotide messenger RNA. RefSeq lists its product as uncharacterized. The transcript is spliced from 3 exons. The record is from RefSeq and is a predicted model, not a curated record. Bases 1321 to 5199 code for a protein of 1292 amino acids. Lineage: Eukaryota; Metazoa; Arthropoda; Insecta; Lepidoptera; Gelechiidae. Gene Ontology annotation, biological process: DNA integration. Gene Ontology annotation, molecular function: nucleic acid binding.